Molecule: messenger RNA, 8773 nt
Organism: Oncorhynchus masou masou (cherry salmon)
Lineage: Eukaryota; Metazoa; Chordata; Actinopteri; Salmoniformes; Salmonidae
Gene: epg5
Product: ectopic P-granules autophagy protein 5 homolog (C. elegans)
Biological process (GO): autophagosome maturation
Cellular component (GO): cytoplasm
Source: RefSeq, a predicted model, not a curated record
CCUGGAGCAAAACAAAUAACAGCUGAUGUGUUGCCAAAUGUCACUUCGCUGGCGUUGAUCACAUUGUUUUACAAAGCUCGAGACUGGUCUGAAACCACGCCUAUUUGCUAACAAGAACCGCCUUCAUGUAAAGAUAACACAGACAUCUAGGUCCUUGUUUAUCAUCAGUAGUCACAAGCCUUAGGGUGAAUGUGGUGAGAGGAACAAGGUGUGAAGGAUAUGACAGAUGGAGGCUGUGAGACAAAAGAAGUCCAAAACCAGUAGCAGGUCUCAGGACAGAAAACAGAGGCAGAGUGGACGAGUGAAGAGUCCCACAGCUCUCUCUGCUGGUUGUGAUGAGAAACCUGGUGCUGCUGCCCCGCCCAGCUCUGAGUUCACAGACAUCCCCCUCAGUCUGCCCAACGAGGGGACAGAGCAACAACAGGGCCUGGCAGAGGCAUCAGAGACUUUAUCAGAGACAUCACAACCAUCAACACAGAUAUUACCACAGACAUCAGAGGAACCAUUACCAGCAUCACAAACACUAUCAUCAUCCACAUUAUCACAGACAUCAUCAUCAUCAACCUCACCCCAGACACUAGAAAAGCCCUCUGAGACAGAGCCAGAGAAGAGGAAUGAGGGGAGAGGAGAGGCCCAAGGGGCUGAGCUCAGAGCUGAACCACCGAGCACUGAGGUGGGGAGAGAGACCCAAAACAAAACCCACAUCCAGACUCAGGCCUGCAUAUCUUCGAUGCUUGAGACACCCUUGGCCCCCAGCGCUCCUGCCCUCUACCCCUCACUACCCACACUGGAGGAGGGCUUCCUGAUGCAGCUGCAUAAGGAGGCUCUGCGGGCCUGUGGGACAAGGGGCCCUGCUGUUCUGCCUCUAGGGGAGCAGGAGUGUCCUCUCAGUCUGGAGCCUGUUGUGGAACUAGCUCCAUCUGAGGGCUGCAGGACCAGACUGUACCCUGAACUACCCCAGCCCAGCCCAGAACUACAGGCAUUCUCGUUGGAGCAGCUGAGUGUGUGGGAGCCAGGUGGGGGGAUGUGUGUGUGGGUGGAGGGGGUGGAGGUGUGUGCAGCCCGGUUCGCAGUGUUGGCCCGGCAGGAAGGCCACGAGCUGACAGAACUCCUGCAGAAUUACUGGCGCUGCCGCAGACAGCUGACACACGCACACACACAGCUCCACACACACACCUCCGACUGUAACACCACACAGAACCGACUCUGGAGCUUCAGAGAUGAGCAGCUCACACUUCAGGGUGUGUGUGGGGACCAGUCUAAGGUGUAUGGCUACCACCGCUUCCAGCAGGCUGACUUCAGUGAGGCUGUGUUGGUGGAGCUGCGGAAGCUGUUUGAGGCCCGCUCUGAACUCCUGCACCAGAAGGUGGCGCUGCACGCAUACACAGCUCUGCUGUCACGUCUUCAGGUGGAGUCAUACUUACACUGCCUGCUCCACGAUAUGUGUGGUACCCAGAGUCAGCCCAGCUCCCUCCUCCCUCUGAAGGAGAGCAUCAGUGUUCUCUUCAGCUUCACACGGAGAGUCCUGGACGACACGCAGUUCCAGACAGAUAUCCACCUCUGGCUGCAGAGACUGGUGGCAGUGUUACUGCGUGUGGGGGGAUCAGGAGAGCACCUCUACCUGUUGAACCAUCUGUUGUGCUGUUCUGCAGGGGUGGGCAAGUGGGCUGCAGCCUUCUUACAGAUCCAGGUCCUGGGAAACCCCACAGGAGUACAGCAGUUCAUGCAGGCUCUGGCCAUCCUCAUGUCUCCAGUCAGACACCGGGCUGAGUUCAUGAGCCACAUGAAGCCCUGUGAGAGUCAGAGUGCUGCAGCCUCCGGCCCUGAGUCUGGCAACUGGACCCUAGUGGAUGAAGGUGGAGAGGAGGAUGAGGACCCAGAGAGCAGCUGGUUGUUACUGUGUGAGGAGGACCUGAUCUCUCUGCUGUCCCAGUUCCCCUUCCAACAGCUCUUCACACACCUGCUGGAGAUGAGCAAGAAGGGUGUCUAUGAGCCCAAGUCCUGCUCCAGUCAGAAGAUGAUGCGUGUGUUUGCGUUCGCCUCGUCACUGAUCGAGCUGCUAGCUGUGGGUCUGAACACCUACGACAGCGCUCGCUACCGCCAGCUAGUCAAACGCAUCGGACACACCAUACGGAUGACGGUGUGUUACGUCAGUGAUCACUGGGCCCAGUAUGUGAGUGUCGCUGGUCCAGCCCGGCCCAGUACCAUCUCUCUGGAGAAACUACAGCUAGAGUACGACCAUCUGUUCCUCAGAGCUGUACUACACGUCCUCAGAAACAAGAGGUUGGGUAUCUGGCUGUUCAUGUCAGAGAUGCCCUACGGAACUCUGUCCAGUUCCAUGCUGUGGAGAGUUCUGUACGUGAUGCAGUGUGCAGAGACCGCUGCACCGGACGCACUCAACUCUACAGACAACACAUACACCUGCCUACAGGCCCUCAGAGAGCCGAGUCACCAGGAGAGGUUUGAGAAAUGGCUGUGUGAGGUCAACAGUUCUGAUGGAAUCUCUCUCCUCACGGCGCUAGCUCACAUGGCCAUGCCCACCCACCACUCUGACCCCACCUUCAUUACCACUAUAGCUCUCCUCGUCUUCCAGGUGUCCUAUGUCAGUGUGUCUACGAGGGAAACCUACUCGAAGGUGGGGCGGGAGCUGCUGGCCGCCAUAGCAACCGUUCAUCCUUACAUCAUCUCAGUCCUGCUGGACAGACUCAGAGAGACCAUCGAGACAGUCGGCAUGGUGGCACUGUACCUCAGUAAGGAGCUGCCCCUGUUCCUGUGGCGUCCUAGCCCGGAGGAAGUGUGUGUGAUUGGGGGCUGGCUGCUCCAACACCCCCUCUCUGCUGUGGAGAACAGCCUGGCCUGUGUUCUACUGGAAGGACUGGACUGGGGCUACACACAGGAUGGGACUCUGGCCCUGCCCUCCUCUCUCCACAGUGAAGUUGCUCUGCUGGUGGCAGAAGCCUAUCAGAAAUACCUCACAGACAAGCCAUACAAUGGACUCAUCUCAGAGGGAAUCAAACAGGUGUCCUACCUGGCUAGUGUUCUCCGUCUGGGUCUGUCACCUGAGGCUUCCUUCAGCCAGUGGGCCUGGCAACUGUUGCUAAGGCUGAAGCUCCAUGGCAACACCCAGUACCCUCAAGCAGCCUGGUCCACCCCCGGCUCUGCCCCCAACCCCUCUCCGGAGCUCACGCACGCCCCAAACAUGCACCCUGUUCUAAGGGCCGUAAAGGCGGGCCUUCCCAUUGGCUGCUACCUGGCCAUUGCCAUGACAACUGUAGGACACAGUCUGGAGGUGUUUUGCACAGAAGGAGUGGAUCUGUUGAAGAACCUGAUUCAGUCUCAACAUCUGAGAGCUGCUGUCCAUCUCCUGGACAACAUCCUCCCUCCUACCUACCCUCUCAGCUUCUACCUGCUGAAGAACACACAGUUUGUGGGCUGUGUCCAGUUGUUCCUGCAGUGUGACGGUGUGUGUCCUCAGGGUGUAACGCAGCAGGUCACCCACAGGGUGGCGCCCCUCUUCACUGGAGGCACCUAUGGGGACAUGGUACGCCUGCUCAACAGUGUCAUACAGACUCACGUGGUGGAGAGUUCGAGGCCAGGUCGUGUGGGUCCGGCAGCGGUUCUAGAGUUCUGGGUGGGAAUUCUAACCCAGCAGAACCUGUGGUACCGAGACAGGACCGUUCUAUUCCUGAUGGAUCAGAUCUGUCGUUCCGCCUUCACACACCACCAGGAGGAGUGUGUACAGAGAUUACUGUACCAGCAGCACAAGAUUGCUUUAGGUUAUCAUGGAGACCGGGGUCUGCUCUCUUCCCUGGUUGGUUGGAUUGCUGGAAAUGCCACACCCUCAUUCAUUGAGGGCCAAUCGCUGAGCGGGGAGGUGUGGUUUGCGUGGCUGGUGUUGAACAUGGAGGGGAUGUUUGAGGAGGAUUCUCAGCUGGGACGCUGUGUGGAGCAUGAACUACUGUCUGAUCCAAACCUCUCACCUGACCAGGCUCUGAAGAAGGCCCAGCAGAGGUUGAAGCUCCCAGUGGCUCCAUCUCUGCAGCGGCUGCAGGUGUACAGGUGGGCGUGUCAGGCGUUGUCCACACCCCCUGACCACCCGCUACUCCCCCUCGUAUGGCAGAGGUUCCUGCAGCUCUACCUGAGACAGCCAGGACCUGAGUAUGGUCUGGAUGCAGGGGGCUGUAUUGGUCGUCGGUUCUUCCAGGGCUCGACUCAGGCUGUGUUACUGAGAGAUCUGAGACAGAGACUACAGGAGGUGUCUGACUUCCACCACGCCGCCAGCCAGGCCUUGAGGGUGCCCCCCACACACACACCCAGCCAGGGAGAGGACUGCCCCAACUCCCCUCCACAUCUCUUCCUCACAUCCCCACAGAUACACACAGAGCUGGUCAGGCUGUUUGGUGUGUUUGCCGUGUGGUUGGACGAUGAGACUCUUCAGAAGAAGGAAGUGUAUCUGCCCUCUCUCCCACCACAGUAUGACCCCCAAAGACUGGCCAAGGUCAUGCACAAGCAACAGGAGCUGUGGGUGGAGUAUGUGGACCAGGAGCGUGUCCAGUAUGAUGAGAGGGAGGUGCUGGAUCUCUGGGACAAAGUGAAGAAUGAACCCACCUUCAUACAGAGCAACAACCCUGCCUUCACUGACUACACCAACCCCAGCGCAGCGAGGAAGCGUAUCCAGUCUAACCUGCAAAAGCACGCUAUCCCUCGGCCGCUCCCCGAGCUGCAAUCACAGAGAGCUCCGGUACCAGAGGUCCCCUCUGCCUGCCUCGCUGACCCUGCUGCUGCCUCCACUCUCCUACAGCAGGACCUCUGCUGUCUGCAGGAGCAGGCCAGGUUUGCAGUGUCUCGGGAGGCCCAGCAGGUGGCAUUGGAGUCAGAGCUGCUGGAGAGUCUUCCUCUACUCUACAGGAACAGGCCAGAGCAGGUUACCAUGGCACUUGAGUGCAGAGGGCAGAGGGGGGGCCAGCCCUGCCAGGGAGCGGCACACAUCACUGUCACGUGCGAGUGUGUACAGAAGCAGGAAGCAGUGGAGACUCAGAUCGUGUCUCUGAGAAGCGACAUUAAGCAGCUGCAGAGGGAAGCCAAGACUCCUCCCCCUCAGAGCCUUGCCCAGGCUGCAGUACACACUGAGAAGUUCAUUACUGCUCUGGUGAAUUUGUACAAGGCCAAGCCGACGGCAGCAGUGCAGAGUGUAGGAGUGGCUGCCUUCUACAAGGUGGUCUCUUUCGUCUGUGAGGACACACGAGAUACUGGGACGCUACACACACCACCCAUUUCAUACCACGUGACUGUGUGUAAAUGCCAGUACCUCUCUUCCUGCGUCGAGAUACUGGGACAGGUUUUUAUCCAGGGCAACCAGGCAGAGUGCGGGCGUGUCCUCAGCACUAUCCUGGAGCAGAGACGUCUGUGUCCCCUCCUCUCCCCCUUCUUCACCCCAAAUGCAGCACCCAAUCAGCUUGUCUCUCUCUACAAGGAAGUGGUGACAUCACUGCACCCUGACAGCGCUGACGUCAUCUUCAUGCUGCUCACUAAGUUUGACCUGAGUACAUGGUUGAGUAAGGCCGAGCCAGUGUUCUCGGAGCGUAGCAGACUGGUAGAGCUGGUCCACACUGCUCUGUGUUCCUGUGGCCGUGACCCCGAGGCUGACCUCCUCACACCCUUUCACCUCUUCACACGACACUGGACCCUGUUGCUCAGACACCACUUUCCUGACCACUACAGCGACUGCCUGCGCCUGCUCAUGACCAGUUCGACAGAGCAGUUGCUGAGCCCAGAGUGUUGGAGGGUGACUCUGUGUGUGCUUGGCAUCUCUCCUCUCCCCUGCAACACCAAACCCACAGCAGAGCCUUCCGGUACCGCAGAUACCCCCAAACCCACAUCCAUCUCCCCCAGCCAAGCCCCCAUCACCCUCUCUCCUCAGCAGGUGGAGGAGACGGUUGAUUGGCUGUGUGAGUAUUUUCAGCGUUGUCGUCUCAGUAAGCCGGACCUCCGCAGCUUUGGCCUUUACUCCGCCUGGGCACCAUACGUUAGUGAGGUCACCACGUUCUGGGGAUAUCUGAUUGGUUACCUCAUCGACCUGCAGCUCAGCGCCUGCGCCAGGGAGCCACUGGGGGGAGCCGGAGUACUGAAAGCCCUACAGGAUCUACACGGUAAGAUGGUACGGCUGUUUAAGCCCUGGAUCCUUGUUCUGGAGACAGACGAUGUCAGUAAUCCGAGGUGUUAUCCCUGGUUGGAGUCAGACGCCAACGCUGCAGGCUGUCUUGUGGAUCUCUACACCCAGCUGACCCAAACACUGCACCACAAGUUCAGAGACCGCCUCCUCCCCGGGCAGCGUGGAGCUCUGUGGCUGUGUCUGAUGCAGUACUGUGACAGCUGCAGCUCUCCUCGUACACCAGAGUACCUCCUCUACCUUUACCACACACACCUCGGCAGCCUGCCCUGGACACACCUGCACCCCGAUACACACCUCAUGGAACAGCUGUUCAAUGUGGAGAGAGGAAGUCCUAAGAGCUGCUUCCUGUUCCUAGGGGCAGUCCUCUGUAAGGUCAACUGGGUCAGCGUUCUGAGUGACAGCCUGCAAACUCCGGCCAGCUCUAACACUAACAUACACACAGACUCACACAAGAUGCUGGUCUAUCUACUUUACAUGCUGGUGUUCCUCACUAAAGAAGAGCAGCUUCUCAGCCAACCGGACUCCCCUCUCCUUAGUCUGUUGGUCCAGUCUGUCCACCUGCCAUGGCACCAGGUGGACCAUUCCUCCUACCAAGGGAUCAUGGGAUAUGUAGGCACCCACUACCCUCACGCUCUGCUGCUCAGCGCAGACUCCGCCGCUCAGACGCUGCUCCUAUCACUACGCAGUGCUGCUGGGCUGCGGCCACGCCCCCAUGGGAUGCCAUACUGGGAGGAGACGUUGAAGGCCGGUGUGUGUGUGCGCUGGUGUGUCCAGUGUCUGGUCUCUCUGGAGCAGAGUGGUAGCAUCAGUCUGGCUAACCUGGAGAUGCAGUUAGAGGCAUUACUGGAGAGCAUCAUCACCUUCAACCCACCUGAGGUGGGCUUGGAGCAGAGACACAUGGCGUUCUGUAGUCUGUUCUGUGAUUCGUUGGCUCUGCUGAACGGAGUGGGCGUGUCUACAGGCGAGGCCUUGGCAGCUCGUGUCAUUGGCUGGCUGGACAGGAAGGGGCAGGGUUUCCCAGUGCUGCCGCUCCUGACAGCCUGCUCCCGUUGCCUAGCGUCCGUACGCCACAUGACCCGCAUCACCGAGGCUUGCAUCACCGCCUACUUCACCCAUGCGGAAGAGGAGGGUGUUGGGUGGGGUCCUGUGUUGGCAUCCCUGCAGGUGCCUGAGCUGACCGUGGACGACUUCCUGUCUGAGAGCCAAUCAGGAGGCAGCUUCCUGACACUCUAUGCUUACAUCCUGCAGCGCCUCAACAUGGAACACACAGUGGCCAAUGAGAAGAGGACGCUCGCUCUGCUCAACACAUGGAACAGUCAGGUCUUCCCCAGUGGUCCCUAUGAUGAGGCUAAGUUGUUCCUCUGGUGGCACAAGGCCCUGUGUGUGUAUGUGGAGCAUCUGCAGCAGGGGCUAGGGGAGGUUCCAGCCGUGGUAGCGGGGCUGCUGCGGCUGCAGACACGGCUCUCUCAGAUGGGAGAGGAGAGACUCGGCUCAGGACUGCUGGGGGCUAUAGGAUUGGGCCGCCGAUCACCCCUAUCCAACAGGUUCAGGGUGGUGGUGCGCAGUCUGUCUGCGUUUCUCUCAGUCCAGAUUCCCUCAGAGGACCAGGUCCGCCUCCAGCCCAGCACCGACCAGCAGCUGACUGCUAAAGCACAACAGGCUCUGGUUGUGUUGGAGUCCAUGCCCAGCAGUAAACAGUAUGCUGGCCUAAAGGACUCAAUAGGAAAAGCUGUCCAGUUCAUCCAAUACCCAGGACACUGUCUUAGAGAUGGACCUUGCCUCCUUUCUCUGCUGGCCAACCUCCUCUACCCAGACCAAGGAUACCUCAACAUCAUUCGAUAGCAGCGCCAGUUAGCAUCGGCUAGCACUGUGACACAGUAUGCUAAACAGGAAAAGUUAGAAACAGCAGUCUAUCCUGUGGUGAAAGUAGGGAACUACAUGGGGAAUAUAGUGUCAUUUGAGAUGUGCACCGAUAUGCUAGUAGCCUACUAGCCAUCGAAUGCUGGAGCCGGACUGAUAGCCAUAAUGGACUGGAUCUCAACAAAGAACACGAUUUGACUGCUAGUGAUUGUGACACAACUAUAAGUUUAUUAGAGUGUGAUACUUAGGCAUAGAUUCAAUCAGAUCAAGCGUUAUCUGGCAAUAGCCGGCGACCGCAUGGCUGAUGUUUUGGCCGUGUAUGAUGUGUAACUACUUUGGAGCUGUCAAACCGGUGAGUGGCUGCACUUGAUCAUCGUCACGAAGCCACACCCGUCCCACUCGCAUUAGUUCAGAAUGAAAAGGUCUAGGCUAUAUAGAAAUAAUUGCGCUCAAAUUGAAAAUCAUUAAGCAAAAUAAUAAGGAUUUCUAUCUUACAUCUCACAUUCCAGUGUUUGAUCUUGUAAAAAGACUGCAUGGGAUUUCUCUUACUGGUAAUGUCCGCUUUAGGUAUAAUGCCAGGAGCCACUUGUGGAUUUGACAACAAUAAAGCAGUUCCAUCUCAGACACUGUCAAAACGACCGGAUUUUGGCUAAAUUGCAUCUGAUUAAAUAGAUCCCUUACUGUCUCUGUACGGCUUCCACAUCUCUCUCUCUCUCUCUCUCUUUCUCUCUUUCUCUCUUU